Trichobilharzia szidati is the source of this 1769-nucleotide messenger RNA. NCBI's taxonomy places the organism in Eukaryota, Metazoa, Platyhelminthes, Trematoda, Strigeidida, Schistosomatidae. The record is from the annotation of a GenBank genome assembly.
CAGGGAAGUGUAUUAGGCCCACUCUUAUUCAUAAUAUAUAUAAACAGUAUCUGUGAAUGCUUUAGUGUAGGUAAACCAAUACUAUAUGCAGAUGACUUAAAAGUGACGUAUAAAUGCAAGAACACAGAUCUUGGAAUAACAGUAAACGCCAUACAGCAAGAAUUAGAAAAAAUGGAUAGAUGGUGUGACACCUGGCAACUCCAAUUUAAUGUCGAAAAAUGUGGCUGGCUCUGCAUAGGUUGCAACAAUUUAGAACUUGACCUGACAAUUCAAGGCCAUGCACUUCAACGACUGGAAUCUGUACUGGACCUAGGGCUGAAAUAUUCACAUAACUUAUCAUUUUCUGAACACAUCUCCAAACAAGUGUCAAAGUCACGCAGACUUAUCGGCUUUCUACUCAGGAACUUCUACAGAAAUGAGUCUAGAAUUCUGUUGUACAAGGUUUGUGUGCGUCCUUUAUUUGAUUACUGUUCAUUCAUGUAUAGUAGCAUACGCAUAGAGGACAAAUUGAAAGUCGAGGGAGUGCAGAGGUACUUCACGUUAAAAUUACUCGGAACCGGAAAUGGUACGAACUACUCCACUAGAUGUGAUACCCUAGGACUAGAAACACUAUGGCUAAGACGCCUGAGACUAAACUUGACACUUUACUAUAAGCUUCUAAACCACUUAGUUUUUACCUCUACUAAUGGCACUCGACUUUCAGAUGACAAUGGCUACAAACUAAGACACACUAAGGGUACAGUAGCUAUCGAACAAUGUAAAACAGCCACCAGGCAAAAGUUUUACUUGAUUAGGUAUGCACAGAUAUGGAAUAAACUGCCAAUGGAAAUGCGUCAAGCAAGUACAUUGGCCUCCUUCAAAAAGGUGCUUAAUGACAAACUACAAGAGUUUGCAAACGAUAUUAGUUCUAGUUCCUAUCUGAGAGCCUCCGAAAUUAUAGGUCCAUUUAAUGUAUAAGCUUAAAUACUACACCUGUUGUUUUUUGCCUAUAUUUAUAAUUCUAGAUAAAACAUUAACGGUUAACAUACGUAUCCUCAAACAGACAACAAAUCUCGUUUGUAAAACUACUACCCAACACAAUAAGUGGAAUAAAAUGGACAUAAACCGACAACAUGAAAAAGGUAUAACUCACCACAACAUCACAAGGACAGAUGAACGCUCGUUGGGUACCAUAUAUUCCUCACCAACUGCAACCCACCUUUCCUUAGAUAAUGUGAUGAACUUAUACCCAUAAUGUUGCUGAGCAGUCAAUAUUCUCAACUCCUGUCGGAACAGCUGAAACUCAUAAACCUUCCUAACGCUAAGAAAAUACCCGUAAUCAGUAGAAAUCCAUUAAUUAAUGCGUCCGAAGCUUAUGUACUUACUCCCAACAAUGACAUUGCAGAUCAAAUGAGAUAAACACAUCACUGAUUUCAAAAUAACACAUCAAUGAACUAUAAUUCGAGGACUCUGCACACAACAAAGUUAUGUAUGAAUAUUUACUUCAAGCUUUAUUUUUUUCCCAGGCACUUAUAAUCCAUCCACCAAAGACCUGGUUUUUUUGUUAAUGCGAAGACAAUACUCCUGUAUUUCCUGUUGUGUUGCACUCACUGACAAUCUAGCAGAUUUUUCCAACUUUGCACAGAAAUGAUUGUAUAUAAGUGAAAAGGCUGUUUUAUACUACUGGAAUUAACAUUUAUCAAGUGUAUGUAUAAUCUCUAUCGAACAUGUAAAGCAUAUCUUGCUACCGGCUGUAAAUUGUGAUUAAAUUAUAUGGUUCUAUUUCUGUA